Aspergillus affinis is the source of this 2910-nucleotide messenger RNA. RefSeq lists its product as uncharacterized. The transcript has a single exon. Gene Ontology annotation, molecular function: protein binding. The record is from RefSeq and is a predicted model, not a curated record. The coding region runs from base 1 to 2910 and encodes 969 amino acids. Lineage: Eukaryota; Fungi; Ascomycota; Eurotiomycetes; Eurotiales; Aspergillaceae.
AUGGCGAGACAGACGUGUGUCAGUGGCCUCAGAAAAAAGAUUCGGGCAGCGUUUGGACGCCCGAAACCGGCAACAACCGCUCCUGCCCCCGACAGUGUCACUGUCGAAACGAAGCCGACCGUCUCGACCGCCCCUGCAGAGAACCACGAUGACCUGCCCAAAGGUCGGCCGCAGAAAUUGAUUGAAAUUCCUGACGGCAAACCGUCGAAUCUCUGGCAAAGAGCAGAGCAGCAAUUGUGGGACAAUCCGGACAAGCAGCGACUUCUACAAGCUACUUACGAAGCACUGAGCUCGGAGUUGGGAGGAGAGCUACAACCGAUCGGAUCUUCGAGCCGUCAGGCCCAGCUGAAUGAGCUGUUCCAGCGCCGGGCGGAUGCACUCGAGAAGGAAAAAUGGCGGAUUCAAUUCGGCGACCACGAGGUCCUGGUCCAGGACCUGGUGACCAGUACUUUUGACAAGAUGCUGAUGGUAAAGGAUCUGGUGAGCACAGCUGCCAGUGCCAGUCCCCCGGCCGCAUUGGCCUGUGCCGGACUAUCGGUCGUCUUCACCCUCGCCCUUCAAUCCACCCAGCAACAGGCGAUUCUGCUUCGUACCCUCGAUUACACCUCGGACCUGAUGUGUCGCUUCCAAGUCAUGGAAGAUGUCUAUCGAUCCGGUGGGGAGGCUGUGGCUGCGUCGGAGAAUCAUCAAGAUUUGAUCGCCAGAUUCGAAGACCAUCUGACAGAUUUGUACGCGGCAAUCCUUGGCUUCCAAGCCCAGGCACUGCACUAUCUCGAAAAACGCAGUCUCACUCGCUUCGUGGGGGAUGCUUUCGACCACGAGGGAUGGAGUGGGAUCUUACAGGACAUCAAAGAUCUCGAGUCGCGUGCGGAGAAGGAUUCUAAGAUGAUCGGCGCCACCAACGUCAACCAAAGGCUCUGGCAUAUCCAAAACAAUCAGGAGCACGAAAAGGCGCGAACGAUCAUUGAGCAGCGGGAUAAAAUGGCUCGCAAGGUACUGCGAACCCUCUACACGUGCCCGUAUAGAGACCGGAAAGAUCGAAAUGGUACUCGAGUGCCUGGGACUUGCGAGUGGUUUACGCAUCAUCGAUUAUUCGAGAGUUGGCAUCAGACUGCCGGGUCCAGUCUCCUGUGGGUGUCGGCCGAUCCCGGCUGCGGCAAAUCCGUGUUGGCCAAAUAUCUCAUCGAUGAAAUGCUGCCCAGCAUGAAAGAGUGCACGAUCUGUUACUUUUUCUUCAAAGACGAUUUCUCGGACCAGAGGACCGCAGUCAAUGCACUCUGUGCGAUCUUGCGGCAGAUCUUCCUCUCCCAGCCACAUCUCCUGCGAGAAUCUAUUCUGGACAAGUUCGAUACGGAUGGUGAGAGGCUGACCAAGUCAUUCCAAGACCUCUGGUCGAUUUUUACCAGUGUGAUAGGGGAUCCAAAUGCGGCAGAGAUUAUCUGUAUUUUGGAUGCUCUCGACGAAUGUCAGGAUGAUGGGCGCGGCCAGCUCAUCCAGGCUGUCACUCGCUUCAGUCAGCAAAACGUACGAGACAGCAACAUCAAGUUCCUGGUCACGAGCCGGCCGUAUUACCAUAUUUACCGCGAUUUCCAGGGCAUUCAAAAGGACCUGUCGACCGUUCAUCUGAGUGGUGAAGGGGAGAAAGAAAUUGGGCAAAUUAGCAAGGAGAUCAAUCUCGUCAUUCAGAAACUGGUGGACGAUAUUGGCGAGGAGCGCGACUUGGGCGCCGAGCAACGCCAGCUUUUACUUGACAAACUGAUGCCGGUCUCCAACCGUACCUACCUCUGGGUGACUUUGACUAUCGAUGUGAUUCGAAAUAUCCCGGGCCUCAGCAAGGGGAACAUUCUCGAUGCUAUCAACCAGAUUCCAUCCACCGUCAAUGAUGCCUAUGAAAAGAUUCUCGGUAGAACCCGCGCGUCUGACCGAGCACGAAUCAUCUUACACGCCAUCCUCGCCGCAACGAGACCAUUAUCGGUCAACGAGAUGUCGAUGAUAAUGGCCAUCUACCAAUCCCGUCGCACAUCCGCUGACGCCCAGGAUUACCUCGAGUCAGGGGAGGAUUUCCAACAAACGCUGCGAGCGACCUGUGGUCUCUUCGUGGUUGUUAUUAAUUCGCGUGUAUACUUGCUCCAUCAGACUGCUAGGGCGUUCUUGCUCCGAUCCGAUUCUCUAUCGCAAUUGAAUAGUGUGCCCCGGGCUCAGUCCUGGGAGGGCUCCAUGGAUCUAGAGGACUCCAACCGACUGCUCGCUGAAACCUGUACAUUUAACCUGGCGUCAGGUCAGACACAGACAGUCGACGCACUCGAUGCAUAUUCCAUGGAUAAUUGGGUGGAACACUGCAAAGGAUGUCAUUUCACUGUUGACGACCCAAUAACCCCCCUUGCUGCCAAGCUCUGCUCAUCAAGGAGACAAGCCCAGUAUGAAUCUUCACUCAUGUUCGCCUAUCGUUCCGGCCUCGCCCCUGUGGUUGAAUAUUUGAUCAAGACCUACGGGAUGGGAGUUGGAAAGGACGGCCCGACUGCUCCCACGGUUUUAGCGAACGCCGCCCAGGACGGGAACAUAGAAGUGGUUCGUAUGAUCCUGGAGCAUUCAGUCGAUGCCUCUUCACGGACUAGUGCCUGUGUUGUUCCACUGUGGGUGGCAGUAAUGCGAGGGAACGUGGAUAUUAUCAACCUCUUUCUCGACAAUGGUGCAGAUCCGAACGUAAUUAACAGACUGGGCGAGUCCUGUCUAUUUUUCGCUGUAGCCAGUGGGAAUGACAAGGUGGUGGACCUUCUGAUCAAACGAGGAGCUGAGGUUAAUGCCCACAACUUGAUGGGUCAGACUCUUCUCUCUCUGGCGGAGGGAAAGGAAGCAAUCUGCAAAUUGCUUGUGGACAACGGAGCGAAAGUCGAUAAACACUCGGAAUAA